Molecule: messenger RNA, 1483 nt
Organism: Achroia grisella
Lineage: Eukaryota; Metazoa; Arthropoda; Insecta; Lepidoptera; Pyralidae
Product: coiled-coil domain-containing protein 63-like
Exons: 10
Coding region: 14-1483 (489 amino acids)
Source: RefSeq, a predicted model, not a curated record
UUCUGAUACCAAAAUGGCAGUUCCUACUGAUGAUAUGGAAAUGGAGAAGAUAGCUGAGGAUGAACUGUCUAAACUGCAGAGACAGUUCAGGGUAAUGGAGAUCGACCGAGCAAUGGUGACGAGCAGCGUUCAGCCGACGCUGAGGGUCCAGAGGAAUAUGAUCAAGAGCCUCAAUACAGAGCUGGAAAAAAUAAUGAUGGAACUGAAGCUAACGAAGAGUACAUCGAAUAUUCUAGAAAACACCAAAACACGGGAUAAACUAAUCUCGCUCCUGAAGGAACACGAGAAAUGUUCAACAGAGGUGAGGGACCAUCGAACUACUAUCACCGAGCUGGACUUCCUCAUGAAGCAGGUGCAAAGGGAGAUCAAGGGGUUGAGAAGUAAAGGAACAGGAGGCGAAAUAGAGUACACGAACACAUUGUCGAACCAAACGUUGUUAAGUCAACUGGAGAAUCGUCUAAACACGGCCAUGAAGAAGUUUAACACAGUGAACAGCGAAAACUUCAAGAUACGGCUUGAGAUCGACAAGUUAUUGCGUGACCGGCAAUUCUUCAACAUGAUUUGGAAGAACCAAAUCAAGAGGAUGAUGGACGGUAAAGCUCAGAUCCUGGAGUUGGUGGAGCAGGCGAUUACCACGUACGACCAACGAGAAGAGUGGUGCAAUAAACUCGAUGCCUUAAAGGACAAAGCUGCCAUGGACUAUAGAAAACAUUGUUUGGAGGUACGUGAACUGCAACGCCAACUAGACCACAGCAUGAAACUUGAGGAGUUUCUACGCACAAAAGGGACUGUGAGACUGACAACCGCUGAUGCCAAGGCAGAGGCCAAACGACUGGAACAGCAAGAAGAAGAAAUGAGGGUUUAUAAUAAUUAUGUGAACAUCCUGGAGGCUAUCAAAGAGUUCACUGGUGAAGACGACGUCGACAAGUUAAUCCAGGAGUAUACGCGUCGAGAGGAGGAAAACUACGCGCUGUUCAAUUAUAUCAACGAAGUUAACAGCGAGCUGAAGAAUUUGAGUGAUAACGUUAAAAUGCUGAAAGUUGAUAUAGAUGAUGAACGAGCAAAGCACGAAGCAAAGAUGUACAAACAGCAAGAUAGUAUAGAAACACUGAAGGCUGCUCUGGAACAGAAGCGGGAAGCGACGGCCGAGCUGAAAGGAGCCUGCGACCGGAGCGCCGAAGUGCUAGCUGUGUUACUACAACACAUACAGGACUUGGCCUUAUCCUCUGAAUGCAACUCACUGCCAUUACUGAAGCUACUGGGCAAAUCAUUCGACGUGAAUGUAACUAACGCACGUCUCUACAUAAAGAGUUUGGAGAAGAAGAUAUUGGAAGUUGUUGGGGUCAUCAAAUUUGAUGAGGCCGUGCAUCGAACUUGUGACAGUAAAGAGCGAACCCCUCCGUCGACGCGCCGCCGCCGCCGCCCCGCGCCGUCCCCCCGCGCUCCUAUCAACAAGCAGGGACCCAUUUCCGUGACAGCAUAG